Exophiala mesophila is the source of this 961-nucleotide messenger RNA. RefSeq lists its product as uncharacterized. The transcript has 2 exons. The record is from RefSeq and is a predicted model, not a curated record. NCBI's taxonomy places the organism in Eukaryota, Fungi, Ascomycota, Eurotiomycetes, Chaetothyriales, Herpotrichiellaceae. Bases 131 to 385 code for a protein of 84 amino acids.
CAACGACCCAACUUGAAAUCCUCCCUGCGCAGCAGACCACACCAACAUUCGACAAAGGCGACCUCUGCUAGCCGACAUAUAGACACACACAGUUCCCACGCAUCACCUCGACGACUGCCUUAAAGACAAAAUGGGCGGAGGAGGCAAAGUCCCCUACCCGAAACACGUGUGGUCGCCUGCAGGCGGUUGGUAUGGCCAACCUGCUAACUGGAAGAGCAACACGGCCAUCUUUGGAGCAGUGAUUGGCGUGAUCGUCCUGGCUACAUGGAGGGUGUCAGCGGAGAGGGAACAGCGACAUCAUUUCCCUGCGCCUGAUCGGUUCUUCCCUAGUCGAAAUUGGAGCAAGCAAAUCAUCGAGCACGAGAAAGCCCAGAAGGGCCAGUGAGCCGACCGGUUUUGUUUUUCAAAGUUUUACUCCUUCAUCCCAUACCGAUCCUAACCCCGGCAUUUUCUCGUCCAGAACGAACAAUCUUCCGAAUUACCAUAUUCCGCAUCUUGCAACAGUUUGCAAAGAAGCUUGGACGAGCAAGGAAGUGGUUACGGGAGUUGAAGAAACAGCAAGAUCUCUGUUUUGAUAGCAGAGAAGGCCGUGGUUCCAGCGGACCACAUUGUACAUAGCAUGGCACAAAAUAGACCAAGAGAGUCGGGUGCAAUAGGCGAGAGAAAUGAAAAGAGAGAAAACUGAUUCAACGAAACACAUUCGUGCUAUGCGCUUUGAUUACAGUUGCUAUGGUACAAGGCUUGAUGAGAGAUAGAGACGGGACAGGCAUCGUCAUGUCAAAAUAACCACAUGUUAUUGCAGCUGAUUUGAAAUAUGACUUUGCUCUCUAUCCAGGUACGCUGCAAAACGAGUUUGGUAUCGCUCGCCGUUCCAGGUGUCAGGCUCCAAGACAGAAACGGUGGGCAUGCCCACCUGUUCAAUCGCAUAUCCUGCUGCAAUUAUCGCAUGCACUAAUGCUAG